AUUCCAAAUGACAGACGUAAAUAUUUACAUCCCAUCACUUGCAAAAAAAAAACAUUUCUUGUACAAUCUUUGUAUUGCGCUGAGAAAUCUGUAGUAACAUUCCGUGUUCCAAAAUUGGUCCAUCGGCGGAAGCAUCAUGUCUUGGUUUCAAGAUCUAGCUGGCAAGGCGGAAAACAUACUUACGAAGAUAGAUCAGAAUGCUGCCACAGUGCUACAAACCCGCCCAACAUCUGGUGAUGUGGAAGGUGCUCCGCUGCUGGAGGUCAGUGUGAUGACGAACGAAGCUCCCUCGCCGAAUGUACCCAAACCAAGGAUGGUGGUCUCCAAAAGUUCUCUGCUUAGCAAAAAGAUGCCCAAAGGAAUGGUGCGUUCCGCAUCUAAUGCGUCCUACGAAAAAAGCCAAGAGCAGGAAGCCGAAACACAAUCAGUAAAAUCCGAAAAACCAAACAUAUCCGGAUCCUCUUCCCGCCGCAGUUCGCUGACCUCAAAGAAGGAUGGCACAGUCAUCGAUAUGAGCGAGCUGGUGACAAAUCAUUCCAGCCACGAUGUGCGUGAGCCAAACUAUUCCAUCGAAAAGGAAAUGGCUGCGUUGAAGAUAGUGCUUGCUGAAGUAAAAGCCGAACGGGACGAACUGAAAGGUGAACUCGAUACAGCACUCUCGCAACAGCUGAGCAAUGGCGAGACGGAAAGUAAACUAUUGGAGCUUGAAGUACUGUGCCAGAAUUUAUCGACAGAAAAGAAUAGUUUGGCUGGAAAGUUGCUCGCCAUUGAAGAGGUAAACAGUAAGUACGUAAAAUCCAUCUCGGAGCUGGAAUCAACGAUUGCAAAGCACAUACAGAGCGAGCAGGAACUAAACGGGAAGCUGGAGACGGCGAAACUCGAGACAGAAAAUGUGCUGAGUGAAUUGCAACAAUAUCGUGUUCGGGCACAUGCGACGCUACAGUUGAAAGAGAAAACAAUUGAACAGCUGAAGGAACAAAUGAACGGUAGCCGAGCUGAUGAUGGUAUCAGCCCGAACGAUGCUGCUACAGUCAGCAGUGCUGAGCAGAUACUACAGAUUGAACUGGAGCAAACAAGGCAAGAGAAGGCAAAUCUCUUGGAGGAACUGAACAAUCUUAACGAACGCAUGAGGCAGCGCGAAGCACAAUGGUUGAGCAACGAGGAAAAGUUGCGGUUAACCGUUAACGGGCUAGAACAAAACGGUCAUCGAUUUCAGCAACAAGUUUCGUUCGAGAUGGAUAAAUUUAAAUUGCUGGAAGACGAUUUUCAUGCACAGCAAAAGGAACUAGCGUCUGCGCGGGAGGAGCUGAUCAAGCAACGUACAAGCUUCACUAUGCGGCUGCACGAGAAAGAGUCGGAGAUCAACAAGCUGCGUAACAAAAUACACAACCGACCAGUAAGUCCACUAAAUGACCACGAGGAUCGGUUAGCAUCGUUGACACAGUCACUGGUGCAGAAGCAAACAGCAUUAGAGACGGUUACGGCCGAACGAAAUGCUCUUCGAAUACAGCUGGAAAAAUUGGAAAACCAGUACCGAAACACUGCAUCACAAGUGAGACAACAGCGGGCGGUUUAUUUAAACAGUAACGUUACUGAUGAUGCCAAAUCACAGGUACCGAACUUCAUGCUAGAAACGCCAUUCGACAACAACGUGGCGCGAAGGAUGAAACGCGCAUAUUCAUCUCUCGAUUCAAUCGGCAUUCGGCUGGGAGUGUUUCUGCGACGUUACCCACUGAUACGCAUUCUUGUGAUAGUUUAUGUUGCCGUUUUGCAUCUGUGGGUAAUGUUCGUGCUCCUGUCUUCUACGCCUACAUAGGAGCAAUGUUGAUUGUUAAUUGUGUAUAAGUAUUUGUGUUAAUACAAAAUUUUAAAUAAAUAAACAAUGAAACAUCGCA
This is a messenger RNA of Anopheles stephensi (Asian malaria mosquito), 1895 nucleotides long. RefSeq names its product golgin-84 (gene Golgin84). Gene Ontology annotation, biological process: retrograde transport, vesicle recycling within Golgi; Golgi organization. Gene Ontology annotation, cellular component: Golgi membrane; Golgi cisterna. NCBI's taxonomy places the organism in Eukaryota, Metazoa, Arthropoda, Insecta, Diptera, Culicidae. Bases 137 to 1816 code for a protein of 559 amino acids. The record is from RefSeq and is a predicted model, not a curated record. The transcript has 4 exons.